Molecule: messenger RNA, 1524 nt
Organism: Neoarthrinium moseri
Lineage: Eukaryota; Fungi; Ascomycota; Sordariomycetes; Amphisphaeriales; Apiosporaceae
Exons: 4
Coding region: 1-1524 (507 amino acids)
Molecular function (GO): heme binding; iron ion binding; oxidoreductase activity, acting on paired donors, with incorporation or reduction of molecular oxygen
Source: RefSeq, a predicted model, not a curated record
AUGUAUAUUCAUCUCCUCGGGCUCCUCCUCGCCGGAGGCCUUGCCUUCUUUUAUCUCCUACGAGCAUUAAUAUCACCGCUUCGGUCCGUUCCCGGACCUCUACUAGCACGUUGUACUGACAGUUGGUAUCUAUGGCGGAUAACAAAAGGGAAAUUCGAGUUUGAUAAUAUUGAGCUACAUCGCAAACAUGGCCCAGUAAUCCGCUACGGGCCUAACAGAUUCAGUUUUGACGACCCGCAAGCUUCGAAGAUCAUCUACGGUCAUGGAACCCACCUCAAGAAGUCGGCAUGGUACGAGACCUGGAAAUUCCCGAAACCAACAGAUCAAUGGAAUUUAUUCGAGGAGAGAAACCAGAAACGACACGCAUUACUCCGUAAACCUUUUUCCAACACGUAUUCAACCACAUCCUUGGUGUCAUUCGAGCCUUACAUCGAUGAAUGCACAGACCUCUUUGUCCAAAGGCUCAGGGAGUCUGCUGGCAAGGGCGUAGCCCUUGACUUUGGCCACUGGCUUCAAUGCUAUGCGUUCGACGUCAUUGGCAAUAUCACCUUCGCUCGGCGUUUUGGGUUCCUCGACCAUGGGGAUGACAUUGGCGGGGUGAUUUCCGCGCUCGAAACUUCCGCCAGCUACUCGGCUAAAGUUGGUGUAUACCCUCAAUUCCAUGGAUUUCUUUUCAAGUUGGCCGGUCUACUGGCUGGGGAGGAUGGAUCCGGCUUCAAGUUUGUAAACAAAUUUGCCAACGACACGAUCAAGGAGUAUCGGGAUAGCCGGAAGGCCGCGGUCGACUCAUCACAGAGCGGGGGCGGUAAUGAGUCCUUCCUGUCUAUGUUCUACAAGAAACACGAGGAGAACCCUACACAGUUUACAUCCUAUCACGUCUUCGCUGGUUGCGCCCAGAACGUCGGCGCGGGCUCCGACACCACUGCGAUCAGCCUGUCUGCGACAUUCUAUCACUUGUUAAAGAACCCACAAUGCUUCCACAAGUUACGUGAGGAGAUCGAUGACGGUAUCAAACAGGGCACUGUGUCGCAGAAGCCAACUUUUAAGGAGACACAGUCCAUGCCUUAUCUUCAGGCAGUGAUCAAGGAAGCAUUGAGACUCCAUCCUGCUACUGGAUUUCCCCUCGAGCGCGAGGUACCCGAGGGAGGUGCAACAAUUUCGGGUCGGUUCUUCCCCGCAGGAACUAUUGUUGGCAUCAACGCAUGGGUUGAGCAUCGAAACAAACAGGUUUGGGGCGAGGAUGCAGACCAGUUUCGGCCUGAAAGAUGGCUCAUUGAUGACGCUGACAAGCUGUCGCUAAUGAACCGUCACUGGAUUCCAUUUGGAAUGGGUUCUCGAGUUUGCAUUGGGAAGAAUAUCUCCCUGCUCGAGAUGCAGAAGCUUGUCCCUCUCAUUGUCCGUGAAUUUGAUUUGGAUCUUGCUGGGGGACGUGCCUGGACCUGGACAACCAUCAACCAUUGGUUUGUGAAACCCAAAGGCUUCAAAGUGUUGGUGAAUCAAAGAAACGAUAAGGCGGAGGGUUGA